Messenger RNA from Marmota flaviventris (yellow-bellied marmot), 4863 nucleotides. It is a transcript of the gene Ark2n, whose product is annotated as arkadia (RNF111) N-terminal like PKA signaling regulator 2N. Lineage: Eukaryota; Metazoa; Chordata; Mammalia; Rodentia; Sciuridae. The record is from RefSeq and is a predicted model, not a curated record.
GUGGUUCCGGGCGGAAGUGAGGCGCAGAGCGGAACGGCCUCUGGUGACAUUUUCUUGGGGCGGCGCGGACGACUGAAGGGAAUUGGUGGUGGAGGCUGCGGAGGCGGCGAGGUUCUCUUGGCCCCGGCGGGGGCGCUGACUGCGACCCUCUGCUGGUUGCCGGGAUUUGUGCCUAGAAAGAGAAGGCGGCGGCGGCCGAGGCGUCUCUAGUCACCGCGACCGGGAGAGUCCCGGCCGGGGGUCCGUGCGUGCCCCGACGGGGCGCGCGGAGCGGGUGAGAAGGUACGGCGCAGCAGCGGAGCGCAGGUUGCUUUCCUGUUGCAUCUUUGAUAUCGUUUCCUAGACUCUGCUCCAUGAUUUAACUUGAAAUUCUGAAAUGAAGAUGGAAGAGGCAGUGGGAAAAGUUGAAGAACUCAUUGAGUCUGAAGUCCCACCGAAAACAUCUGAACAAGAGACAGCCAAGGAGGAAGAUGGAUCUGUAGAACUGGAAUCUCAAGUUCAGAAAGAUGGUGUAGCAGAUUCUACAGUUCUUUCUUCAAUGCCUUGCUUGUUGAUGGAACUGAGAAGAGACUCUUCUGAGUCUCAAUUAGCAUCCACAGAGAGUGACAAGCCGACAACUGGUCGAGUUUAUGAGAGUGACUCCUCUAAUCAUUGCAUGCUUUCCCCUUCCUCUAGUGGUCACCUGGCUGAUUCAGAUACAUUGUCUUCUGCAGAAGAAAAUGAACCGUCCCAGGCAGAAACAGCAGUGGAAGGAGACCCUUCUGGAGUGUCUGGUGCCACAGUUGGGCGUAAGUCUAGGCGAUCCCGUUCUGAAAGUGAAACAUCUACUAUGGCUGCCAAGAAAAACCGGCAAUCCAGUGAUAAACAGAAUGGCCGAGUUGCCAAGGUUAAAGGUCAUCGGAGCCAAAAGCACAAGGAGCGGAUCAGACUACUGAGGCAGAAACGGGAGGCUGCUGCGAGAAAGAAGUACAACUUGCUGCAGGACAGUAGUACCAGUGACAGUGACCUGACUUGUGACUCAAGUACAAGCUCCUCAGAUGAUGAUGAAGAGGUUUCAGGGAGCAGCAAGACAAUCACUGCAGAGAUACCAGAUGGACCUCCAGUUGUAGCUCAUUAUGAUAUGUCUGACACCAGCUCUGACCCAGAAGUGGUAAAUGUGGACAAUUUAUUGGCGGCUGCAGUAGUUCAAGAGCACGCUAAUUCUGUAGGCGGCCAGGACACAGGAGCUACCUGGAGAACCAGCGGGCUGCAUGCCAAGGCAGGUCACUUGGAUCCAGGAUUCCUAGCAAGUGACAAAACAUCUGCUGGCAAUGCACCACUUAAUGAAGAAAUUAAUAUUGCCUCUUCAGAUAGUGAAGUAGAGAUUGUGGGUGUUCAGGAACAUGCGAGGUGUGUUCAUCCUAGAGGGGGUGUGAUUCAGAGUGUUUCUUCAUGGAAACAUGGCUCUGGCACACAGUAUGUUAGCACCCGGCAAAACCAGUCAUGGACUACUGUGACCCCCCAGCAGACUUGGGCUUCACCAGCAGAAGUUGUUGAUCUUACCUUGGAUGAGGAUAGCAGGCGUAAAUACCUACUGUAAUACAAUGUCACUGUGUUUCCUCUGCACUGUUUCCUCCCACUUCCCACUUCCUCCUCUUCUUUGUGACACAGAAGUUCAUUGUCAUAGCUUCAGCUUCAGAAGCUGUUUGUGGCAUUUGUAGAAUUGAAACUCAUGGAAACCUCUCCACACCUUGUUUUUUUUUUAUGUUUUUUUUUUUUUUUAAUUAAAAGAAGUCACUUAGGAAAAUAACUUAUCACAGAGAAAAUAAUUUCUUCUUUCCCUCAGUAGGAAUAUGAAAAUGAUGAAUUUCAUUAGACAACUUCAUUUUACUUGGUGACUUUUAAUCUUAGGAAAGUUGCCUUCCUUUUAGAAUAAUAGUUUAAUUGCCAAGUAAAGUGGAUUUCAGUUUCCGAAUCUUGUAUUUAUUUUUCUGUAUAAUGAAAUUAAUAUCUAGAUUUGACCACUAUCUGCCCACUUCAUUGUAACUCCCACCUUAGGGCAUUCGCACACAUAUCACUCAGGUCCUUAUUGGCACCUGAUAGGGCAUGUGUAUUUUAAAAUCUGUCCUUAAAAAUAGAAGACAGAAGUAUUACAAGUGUUUUGUUCUUUCAGCUUAAGUCUUCUGCCUUCUUUCCUGACUUUACUCCUGGUUGACUUCCUCACAACACAAAUAAUUGACAUGCCCCUUUGUAUUUCUAAAUACUGUUAAGGUGACUUAGUUAGUCUCCUUGCUGCAAUAAUUCAUAAUGUUCUAAAGAAUGUCUCCUUUGGAGCAGAAGCAUUCUGGAUUGGUAACCAUCAAGAGGUUUUCUGGGCAUGUGGAGAGAGUAUUGAGAGAUCAGUGGGAAAGUCUUUUUUCUUUAACUUUUUUCCCUGAUUUAUUAAAAUAAUGGGAGAACUUAGAAAACUAUUACCUAGGAAGACUAUGAAAAACUGUGUGGCUUCUGAGUCUUCAGGCGCUUGCAAGUCUUGAGAGAAAAGUACCUUUUUUCAGAGCUGAUCUCUCCAUAAGGCGUGUAUGACAACUGUUCAGUACCUACACUGAACUGGACCUGAUAUCAUAUUUGGGUAUAUUUUUUCUCUUCCUUCUAAAAAAAAAAAAUCAUAAGAAAAAACAAGUCAUAAGAAGUCAGUGCAAACCAUAUUAAUGGCACUGUAAGUCUCACAGUAUCAAAAAGUAAUAAUAGCAAAGGGUAGUUGAAACUUCAGGGAAUUCAGGAAAUGCCAGCAUUGGAGUUUUGUGGCAUUAGUUACUACCUUUUUUCCUAUAACACGUAGAUACUAGUGAAUUAUUUUAAAAGCAAUACCUAGAGUUAGAACACUAUGUAUUGUGCACAUGGAGGUGUGAAGUAAUAUUGGCUCAGAAGACUUCACCUUUUGUUUUUCAGUGUUUUUGUUUGCUUCUUAAAUUGUGUUUUUGUUUCCAUUGUUAUGGUAUGAAGUUGCUAUGCCCUUUGCUUUUUUCCCCAAAUGCCUUGGUGGCUCUUACUGAUCAUAAGACCACGAGAUCUGCCGUUUUCAGUUUCCAUUCAGUGAACACAUAUUUACCAAGUGCCUGCUCUGCAUCAAGCACUGUGCAGGGUGGGUGCAUGGAAGCCCUGAGAUGAAUGAAGGCACAGCUUGCAUGUGCAUGCAUCAGAGUCUGCCUGGCUCUACCUGCCUGGCCUUUUCUUCUUUUUUUUAAAUAUAAAGACAAGUUUAUUCCUUUACCCUACUUCCUGUUACUUGAGUUCUUCUGUAUGCCCCUUUUUCUACAGAAAUGUACUUCAGCAUGUGUUCUUUGAUUUUUCUAUUAGCAUCUCAUUUGAUCUGGCCUCUGUUCUUCUCCAACUUUUGAUUUUUUUCCAACCUACUUUUAAUUGGUCAGGCCUUUAAGAUCAUGAACCUCCAAUUCUAGCGCCUCAUGUAUCAUUCUUUCACAUGGCUGUAAUCCUAGACAAAAACCAAAGACCCAGAGGCCAGAGCGAAACAGGACCUUCUGAAGAUUCACUACUGGUGUAUCCUUGGACCUUCACAUCUUACUUUAGGAUUAAUUUAUUGAAUUUUACUGUUACACAUUUUUUUUUACUUGAAUUAAAAUACUAGACAAAGCAGAAAUGUACAAUUUCUGGUCUGUGUUUUCCAGGAAAAUCAUUGGGAAGAGAGUAGAGUGGAGUAUAUAACUUGAAGUUCUUGCAGCUUAUUUUCCCCCCAGUAUCAGGUCACAGCCCCAUUUUAAAGAAUGUUUCUCGUAUUAUCUAUUUUAAUGUUAAUAGUAUGUUUUGUCCAGUUAUUUCCCAUGACACAUUUUCUUUAGCCCCUAAUAGUCAUCCUCUAAGAAGAAUACUUUCUGGUGUGCUUUGUGCACUGUGGAUUGGGGAAGAAGUUGGAUUGCAACCAAGCCCUUUUCUGACCUUUUGCUUUUACAUUAGGUUGCAGUUUUUUUCCUCACUUGUUCUGUUUCCAGCUUCUUCAUUACCUCACCUGAUAUACCAGAGCAAAGAUUCAAGCAUUAAGGUGCAAAAAGGGAAAGGGAAGGGAUGUUAGAGGCAGUGAGCUUUUUCCCCUACCUAUUAGGUUGGGACUUUUCCACCUAACAACUAGAGGAUGUUUCAGCUCUUCAUUCAUUGCUAUUUCUAGAAGAGUGGAGAUGUGGUUUCAGGCAAGGUAUUAGUGAUAAAAUUCUUUGAUACACAACUCACGUGACAUUUGAAAUUUCUUUUAAAGGAAUCGUUUUCUUAACCAAACUUUUGCAUUUGGUAAUGUAAGUAGUUAUGCUUACAGGACUUUUUUCAAAGUAAUAUCUCUGUUACACUCGUACAGCUGGGUCAUAGAUUGGCUGAUCCCACCAACUUGAUUAAAUUCUCUGCCCCUCCAAUUUGAAAAAAUAGACCAGCAAUCUAGCUAUGCAUCAUCAUGACUGCCCUGUAAUUUUAAAUUGCUGCUCACCAGUAUUGUCUUUUCAUUUUGAUGGUGGGGCCAGACCGAGUGGACUUCAGAAUUUACGAUUGAGCAUCCCAUAAACUGUUUUUGUUGUUACCAGUUGCGAACACAAACCAUAUGAUUUGAUAAUUUAGCCAUUUGGUCAUCUUUACUUUUGCAGAUUAACACCAUACAUAACUUAAAAUAAUUGUGUUGCCUGCUUUUUUUAUACCACGUCACAGGUGUUUGAAAAAGCUUGGGACACAGUUUUGUCUUUUAAUCUUUUUGUUUUCAUAAAGGCAAAGAACAGAGCCCCUAAUCCCUGUUCUCCAGUACGUGUAUAUAUAAAAAUGAUUGCACCCUAACCAAACUUCCUCAUAUUGUGCACUGUUUGUUUAAAAUAAUCACGUAUUUUAGUCCAA